AUGGAGGAACAAACAGUACAUCAACAUUUUUGCCUUGUGACGUUCUGUGUAGUGAUACGACCCGUUCAACCGGGGUUAAACAACGACUCUUUAAAUAACUUUGAAGAAGAUUGGGAAAAUGUAGAACUCACAAAAGAAUUACGGCAAAAUGCCUUUAUUAUUUUAGCACAAAAUGUUAAGUUAUCUCCAGCUAAUAAUAGUGCAAAGCGACCUUUACGAUAUAUUGGUGAUGAAAUAGAGAUCAGAAUUGAUCCUGAACUAACAAUUAAUACCCCAUUACAUAUCAUUAUAACGCAUGCUGAAGCUACUUUUUAUGCCAAUAAUGGUAAACAAAGUUAUUGGGCACCUGUUGGUGAUUACGAUUUGAGACCAAAGGGACGAGGCUCAUCGAUAAUGAUUUUUGAGUUUCUUUGUGAAACACGUGGACGUUUGAUGCUUAAUAAUGAAGAAAAAUAUUUGAAUAAUGUAUUACCAGAUGGUCAUGCUGAUAAACUUGAAUUUACAGAGGCAUGUGUCAUUAUAGAGGUUGGAAAAAUAAAGAUGGAUGGUAGACAGUCAAAAAUGUUGUUGAACAACUCGAGAGAUGAGCAAUUCCUAUUUUCGAAAAACACAGCUUGGUCACAAACCAAUCUUCUUAUUCGACAACUCAAUGGAGCACAAGCUAGACUUCGUAAUAGUCAAAUGCAUAAUGGUACUAUUCAAUCUAUGAUUUUACUUGAUGGCAGACAAAAAGGAAUCAAAAUUGCACUCGAAGAACAAGCUGAUAACCGUUGUACAAGCCGUAUUCUCUUAUUUGAACCAGAUUUUGCCACUCAGAAACCUUUAAUUCAAGAAAUCAUUGAACGACAUGUUCAUGUGGUCUUGCACAGAAACCAAAGUCGCGAACUUAAUGUGGGUAACUCGCGUGUAAUUCAUGGGACACGUGGAGUAGUUAUUACUAACAAACGAAAAGAAUUAGUGACUUUAGUGAUUCAAGUUAACAAAGCAUUAGUAAAUCUGGAGCUUCUAAAUAAAAUAAAAUUAAUUCUUCAAAAUUCCCCUAAUGUCGAUACCAUUGAUAAGAAUACCCAAGACUGGACGAAAAAGAGAUUUUAUCUUGAAGAAGUAAUUCCUGCAAUUAUGAAAAUCGAUCCAGGAAAAUGGGGAUGGAUCAGGCAAGAAAUUGUUGAAAAAUUCAUUAAUAAUUGUACAAUAUGUGCUGUACGAAAGUCAUCAUUUCAUCCAUUAGCAGCGAAACCUAUUAUUGCACAGAAUUUUUUAUCUCGAUUACAGAUGAAUUUAAUCGACUUAUCCUUUAAUGCUGAUGGUGAUUAUAAAUAUAUUUGUCAUAUUAGAGAUCAUUUUAGUCGUUUCUCCUGGGCUAAGCCACUUACAUCUAAAAGAGCUGUGGAAGUUGCAACAUAUUUAUUCGAUCUAUUUCAUUCUUUGAGUUUAGUUGAGCAUGUUAACGGAAUUCUUCAACAAAAGCUAGGCAAGUGGAAAGAAAAUACUGGACAAAGUGAUUGGUCAUUUGGAAUUCGAUUUGUCAUAUCAUCUAUGAAUAAUAGUUAUUGUCAUUCUCAUAACAAAACCCCAUAUGAGCUGGUGUAUGGUGAUAAACCUCAUGGAAGUUGCAUGUUAAUUAAUGAAUUAUUUUUAAAAAAUAUUCGUGAUGAAGAAAAUAUACCUGAUACGAAAAAGAUACAAAAUUCUGAAAGCCUCGUCAAAGUCUCGAGGCUUAUACUGAAAAAAUGUUGGGAUCGAAAUUUGGCAUUAUUGACAUUUUUUAUUGCGCUGGUGAACUUGAACCUUUGGGCACUACUAACUUUCCAUAUUAUACCAUCUAGUAAAAUAUCAAUCAGAGAAGCAGCACGGCUCCAAAGUGUAGGUCCAUCAUGCGCAAUUUGUAGCUGUAAAAGUGAUUGUAAUAAUAACAGAUGCUGCUGUAAAAAAAGUGGUGGUAAGUGUGGUAGUAGAUGUCAUGAUGGGCAUUCAUGUCAGAAUAAAGAAUAA
This is a messenger RNA of Ambispora gerdemannii, 1992 nucleotides long. Lineage: Eukaryota; Fungi; Glomeromycota; Glomeromycetes; Archaeosporales; Ambisporaceae. The record is from the annotation of a GenBank genome assembly.